Messenger RNA from Rotaria sp. Silwood2, 897 nucleotides. The record is from the annotation of a GenBank genome assembly. NCBI's taxonomy places the organism in Eukaryota, Metazoa, Rotifera, Eurotatoria, Philodinida, Philodinidae.
AUGCUCUCAAUUUCUUUAGUAAAAAAUCUGCUAUAUCGAACACAAAUUCGUUUUGCGUCAUCAUCAUCAAUUGAUAUUGCAGAUUUUAUUCGUGGAAUGUCUUCAAUAAAAAAACUCAAAACAGAAUCUUCAUCAUCAACAACAAAUAAACCACGACAUGUUCGAAUGAAAGAACGUGGUCGUGAUCCAGGUUUAACAUCACGUAUUAAUUUACAAAUUAUUUCAAAUGGUUAUGCUGAUACAAGUAAAUCACUUAUAUUAAAUAAUGAUCAAACAAAUUAUAUGUUCAAUUGUGGUGAAGGUACACAACGUACCUUACAAGAAAAAAAUACAACAUGGGAAAUAAAAUUUUCUAAAACCAAACAUUUAUUUAUGACAAGAAAAUCUUGGGAUACAAUGGGAGGUUUAUUAGGUGUUUCUAUUAGUUUAAAAGAUGCUUAUUUAAAUGAAAUUACAUUUCAUGCACCAUGUGAUGUGAUUAGUUUAUUGAAACAUUGGAAAGGUUUAGAAGCUUUUCCAAAUGUUACACUUGAACAACAUGAUUAUGAUAAUUGUGAAUUUAAAGAUGAUUGUUUUAAAAUUAAUGCUAUUCCAUUACGACCAAAUAAUGAUAUUUCAAAUUUUGAUACAAAACAACAACGAUUGACAACAUCAAAUAAUUUAAUUUCAAUGAAAAAAUUUCCUGAUGAUCUUGUUUAUGCUUAUCUUUGCGAAACACAUCCAUUUCCAGCUACUCUAUCUGCUGAAUUAUGUGCUUUUCAUAAAGUACCACCUACUGAACUUCGAGCUCGAUUAAAAAAUGGUGAAGAUGUUACAUUACCAGAUGGUCGUCUUAUUCGUUCCAAAGAUGUUACUUUACCUGGUGAACCACCAGUGAAAGUUUUAAGUAUGUAUUAA